This is a messenger RNA of Oncorhynchus mykiss (rainbow trout), 6029 nucleotides long. The record is from RefSeq and is a predicted model, not a curated record. Lineage: Eukaryota; Metazoa; Chordata; Actinopteri; Salmoniformes; Salmonidae.
GCUGACUCUAGGGGAAACCCCUGUCUCCUCCCCUCUCAGGACCCGUCCGCUCGCUAGACCCAUAAUUCCCCGCGCCAAGACAAGAUGGAAGAAAGCAGGGGCCCCAAGACAACAAUGUUUUGGCUAUAAAACCUAAAAGAACGAGAAAGGGAAGAGAAUACGAACGUUUAAUGCAAAUAGCGGUCAUGUGUAGGACAUCCCCACCUGGCCCCAUUUAGUGUUUCCCCUUUCUACACGUGCUGACCAACCAUGAGUAUUAUCCAAGACAAGCUAGGCAACGAGUUUCUACGAGGCAAUGGGGGCAUGGACCCAAACUUUGCCCCCGGCAUGCUCAUGUUCAGCCACCUGCCGCCCGUCACCAGCUUCACCCGCCUGGCCUCGCAGUCGGUCAUGGGGGGUGACCUGCCACAGGAGAUGAUCCUGAAGAAGGAGCGCGACUCGCCACCCAACGCCCACGGCUUCCUCCACGGCAUGGGCAUCAAGCAAGAGCGGAUGAGCGAGCUGGACUACCGCAUGCCCCUUUAUAGCGGAGCUGGCGGGGGAGGAGCAGGGCUGGGUGGCAGCUGUGGCGGAGGGGGCGUGGGGAAGGGCAACGAGAUGCUGGAGAUGCAGUUUGGUGGAGGCCACCACCACAACCAUCAGAACAUGCUUCUGCACGACCUCAGCCUCGGCAAUGUCCGAAUGGGAGAGCCGAUGUCUGGAAGACCAGAGAAAGGGCCGAAAGAGACGUCGGGAAGAAGACGGAAGAGCAACAGUGAUGGGGAGGGGAAAGCCAGAAGAAAACGUGGAGAACCCAAGGCCAUGAUGUUGGACGGCGAGGGGACCGGCCUCUCUCCCAACUCCAAACCGCACAUCUGCGAGCACUGCAACGCUGCCUUCCGCAGCUCCUACCACCUCCGCAGACACGUGCUCAUCCACACAGAUCGCACAGGUGAGAGGCCUUUCCGGUGCAGUCAGUGUAACAUGAGCUUUAUCCAGAAGUACCUGCUGCAGCGGCACGAAAAGAUCCACAGUGGAGAGAAGCCCUUCAGCUGUGACCAGUGUAACAUGUGCUUCAUCCAGAAGUACCACAUGGAGCGACACAAGAGGACCCACAGCGGAGAGAAGCCAUACAGAUGUGACACCUGCCAACAGUUUUUCUCGAGGACAGACCGGUUACUGAAGCACAAGCGGACCUGCGGAGAAGCCAUAAAGAAGGGCCCGGACCCCAGCAUGUUGGAGCUUGCCCACGGGGACAUGGGCCAGGGCAACUACUCACUCACUCAGGGAAACGCUACCGCCACCUCUGCAUGCAAGAGGGGCAAGUCCAAAAACGCCGGCGAGGGCGGUGAUCGUAAGCGUAAGAAGGCUGCUGCCACCACCGUGUCGUCCGGGGGCCUGCAGGACUAUGGAAUGGAGUGUUCCGACCCCAGCCUGCAGGGCCGCACACCCAAGCUGGUGUUCAAGAAGGCUAAGAAGGGCCUCGUCCCCAUGGAGGACGGGGGGCAGAAGCUGCUGUCUCAGAAGCAGGGCUCCUUGGAGCUGGCGGGGGGCUCAGGGCUAGAUGCCAUGGUCCUCCUCCAGGGCUCCUCCAGCGGAGGGGCAAAACGAGGCCCAUCAGCCACAAGCAACAACUACGAUGACGCCAUGCAGUUUGUGAAGAAGCGGCGCUACCUCCAACACGUGGCCAGCAACGACUAUGCGGCGCCCUCCCUCCACAUGGGCCAGACCCAUGCCAGCAGCGUGAUCCAAGGCUCGCUGGGACACCUUAACGAGCCCACCCUCACCAUGCUGGACACUUCGCCCCUGGACCUCAAGCACCACGACAAGUCGGUCAUCCCGGACGAAGUGCUCCAGAGCCUGCUGGACCACUACAGCCACAAGUCGGAUGGCACGCACCACCACCACCACGACGUGACCUUUGACCUCUCGGACCACAGCGUCCCGCACCACGUGACCCUGCAGCCAGCGGCCCCUGUCACCCCAGAGCUGGACGACGACUCGCCCAGCGGCAGCGACAAGCAGGUGGUCAUGAGUGAGUACUCCAAGUUCCUUCUGCAGGCCCUGGAGCGCACCAGCCACAGCGGGCCCUUCUCCACGCUGGGACCCAGCGGGCCCUUCCCUUUGCUCUCCAGCCCUACGGGGCCCCUCUUCUCCGAUAAGCAUGUCUACACUACGUCUCCGCUGGAGUGCGGCUACCCGCCCGCCGACUCCUCGCCACUGCCCAUCCCCUCCAUCUCUUCUUCUUCCUCCUCCUUGUCGUCCUCUAAGUCCCACUACAGCAUGGUGGUGGGCUCCCCCUCCCAGCCGGCCUUCCACCUCAGUGGCCUGGAGGCGGCUGGCCACCAGCAGCUCAUCCCCUCUCAGGAGCUCACAGAGCAGCUGGAGAAGCAGCACCAGUCCCCUGUGUUCCAGCUCACGCCCCAGGAGCUGACGGCCGCCGAUGGAGCCCCCAAGGAGCAGGGGGCCAAGGGCAACGGGAGAAACGGCAGCUACUCCGACCUGGACACGCCCAAGGAAAUGGACCUGCGGGCGACCUACCAGAUCGAGAACUUCGCCCAGGCCUUUGGUUCCCAAUUUAAGUCGGGCCGCCGCACCCUGCUGGGCUACGGCACUGGGGCCGAGGUCGACCACCGAAUACGAACUCCCGUGUCAGAAUUCUCAGGGUAUACCAGUUUGUUAGCUGACGUCAGCGAGCCAGUAAGUACAGGAUCGAAAACCCCAACAAGCCAAAGUUUCAGGUAAGGGUUAAAACGAGGUGAACCUAGUUGCGGGUCUUGUGUUUUUCUUUGUGUCCCUAUACCCUUCUACAUUUUGUUCUUGUAGCGAGGUCAAUUUAUUUUUUAAACACUGCCAUUAAAUGUUGAUAACGAGAACUCUACCAGGGGAAGGUCUUCAAGGCCUCAAAUGCAAUUUUUUUAUAUUCAUUUUUUUUUAAAAUCUGUAUUUUGUCUUUAUUUUGUUAGCGUAGUUGGUAUGAUAUGAACGUAAACGUAGAUUUUAAUGUAAUUUAAACUGAAAAAUUAGGGGUUAGCUAAGCUUGAUUUUUCUUUGAACUCUUGUUUUUACCAAUCAUCAUACAGUUGUAAAGUAAUGAUGAAUGAUGUUAAUAAUUUCUAUAAUAUUACGUUUGUGGCAGGGAAAGGCCCAGAAUUCAAAUGGCAAAAAAAGUUCUAUAUUGUCUGUUACUAGAAUCGUAUUACUCAGGUAUUAAGGCAAAAAUUGUGUAAUAAUAAUAAUAAAAACUUUGUAUUAUGAGAUGCAAUUAGCACACUUUUUUUAAGUGUGCUUUGAGACUACAAAGCUUUUUUACUAUUUAUCCCUCGAGGAGCGGGGGAACAAAAAGACAAAACAAAUUCAGCGGAUCUUCCUGUUCAGUUUUCUUCGCCAUUGAACAACCCUUUCCUCUACGUGUAGCUGUGUAGAGAUUACGGUACUUCUGUGUCAAUGUGAAAAUGACCGUUCCCAUUUCCUCCCCGUAAAGGGCCACAUGUAAAACACACGCAGACGCGGAUAUUUUAUACACUCAAGAACUCGUAGUGCACACAGUCCAGGCUCAACGGAAAGAGGUUUCAAUCCGCAGACCUUUUUUGUUUAUAAACCGUGUCAAGUGAUGUUUGUCUAGGCCAUGCACCUUUUGGAUGGCCCCUUCAGUGGCCCGUGACAAGGAAAUGUGCUGGCCCCGUUGGCGACGUUUCAACAACUGUUGUCGCUCAUUUUUACUGGGUUCCACUCCACUCCUGGCUGUUAACUUCUUAUUUUUUUUGGUCAGUGGAAAUCAAACAAGCACUUUGAAAAACAAAAUUGUCAUUGAAAACUGAAAACAUCCCAACUCAAUUAAGGAUGUGCAAAACCAAGUGAUUAUUAUUUUUUAUUUUAUUAGAGGAGAGAACUGUGAACGGGGGUGGGUGGGAUAGGGUGGUUUGUUGUUCUGUAGGGAGGGUUAGACUGGGGUUGAAUAGAUGUAUUUUUGUUUUGUGUUUUUUUGACGGUUUGGUCAAGGGGAAGGGUUGUACAAAUGAUUUGCCAUUACUGUAUGUAACCCAAUGUUCUGAGAAGAUCUCUGUAUUGAUACCGAACAAAAAUAUAAACAACAUGCAACAAUUUCAAAGAUUUGACUGAGUUACAGUUCAUAUAAGGAAAUAAGUCAAUUGAAAUGUAUUCAUUAGGCCCUAAUCUAUAGAUUUCACAUGACUUGGCAGGGGUACAGUUAUGGGUGGGCAUAGGCCCACCUACUGGGGAACCAGGCCCAGCCAAUCAGAAUGAGUUUUUUUCCCCCACAGAAGGGCUUUAUUAUUUUUGGUUCCCGAGUGGCGCAGUGGUCUAAGACAUUGCAUCUCAGUGCAAGAGGUGUCACUGCAGUACCUGGUGAUUGGGAGUCUCAUAGGGCGGCGCACAAUUGGCCCAGCGUCAUCCAGGGUAGGCCGUCAUUUUAAAUAAGAAUUUGUUCUUAACUGACUUGCCUAGUUAAAGGUUAAAUAAAUAAUAUUACAUUACAAUCCAAAAUACUGCUCAGCGCAAAUGAAAGAAUUAAGCUUUUUGUGUGUAUGGAACAUUUCUGGGGUUUAUUAUUUCAGGUCAUGAAACGUGGGACCAACACUUUACAUGUUGCGUUUUAUAUUUUUGUUCGGUGUAAGUUGUUUCGAGAGGGGGCAGAUAUUAUGCUGCAACACUUCCCACUGGUGUACUAAGACUCUACUGGAUGCAAAAAACAAACUAUUUUCCCUUUAUUUAUUUGUAACCUAGCAAGAGUUUUUAUUUUUGCAGGGUGUUUUUGAAGUGCAAGUGUUCACUGUACAUCAAUCUGUCUGUACCUUAUGAAAUCAGGCCUGAUGCAUAAAAAUUACCUCACUCAUACAGGCUCAACGUUAUGGUGUAUAUAUAUAUAUAUAUAUAUAUAUCCCCCAAAAAGGCAGUCCUUCAAACUUUGCAAGAAUAAACAAUGGCCUUCUUUGUCUUCCGCAGCUCAAGCCAUUCUCUCCUGGCAGUCAGGGUUGAUAUUUAGUUAAUUUCCUGUGUGCCCCCCUCCCCACCCCCACCACAGCUGAUAGACUUUAAAGCUGCUCAGAUCACAGGGAACAAAAGAAUGGCUGACUGGCCACUUCACUCCAAAACACACACUAUGCUUUUAAAGAAAAGAGGGAGAGCGAGAGACAGAUGAGGAAAUAAAAAAUAGGAAUGACCUAAAUAUACAGUGGGGUCCAAAAUUGACAACCUUGAUAAAGAUCAAUAAAAGUGACUGUAAAAUACUGAUCUAUAUUGUAUUCUCAAACAAAUGGGGGAAAUAUAUUAGAUUAUGCUUCAGUGCCAUUAUCCUCUGAAGGUGAGGUAUUGAAAACAGAGGUAUCAAUAAUUUUGACCCCCACCUUCGUUCUCUGAGCAAUUGUAUUAGUAUUCAAUAUUGUAUUUUCCCCAGCAUGCAAUAUAGCUCAGUAUUGGAAUUAUUUUAUACAGCAAUUUUUGCUCAUUUUUGUCAAGUGUGUCUUUCAGAGAUCAAUGUACCUCAUAUCACUGAAGCGUCAGAAAACAGGGACACGUUUCAUGUAUGUAGUGGAAAUACUUGUAGUAUAGGUUAAACAUUUGUAUAAUCAUGUAACAAUGCCUGUGUUUACAAUUAUAGAAGAGCAAUUGACUCGUUGAAUUGCAAAAUGUAUUUGUUUUGUCUAAAGCCUUCACGCCAAGCAGUGUUGCAUUCUAGAUGCCUCAUAGAAACUUUAAUUUCUCAUGUUAUAUCCCUUAUUUUUGUUACUCGCCAUAAAUGUGUUGAUAUGAUCUCUAGAAGGAUAUUGUUUACAAAAAUGUACAAAAACACUAAAAAUGUAUGUUAAUUUUUUUGUUUUUGUUUCUACCGAUAUGCAUGAUAUGUUUUUAUGGCUUUUUUUCUUAUCGUCACCAGAACACCAAAUUUUGUAGCAGAUGCCUCCCCAUCCCUGUCUUUGUUUUUUUUUGUUCAAAACCCUUGUGAUAUGAUUUCCAGGGCUGUACCUGUUAUUGAAUUUAUAAAACGAUUUAGAGAAGCCAAUAAAAACAUUUUUUGGUAAUAAAAAAAA